AUGUGGCCGUUCUCCAAGUCUGAGGAUAAACAGGACUUAGAGGAGAUAGGUAAAAACCUACCUCCUGAUUUGAAAGAGUUUCUAAUCAAGGAGAACCCCGAAGUCAGAAAUCAAAGUGAAAUAGAAGCACCUUAUAAAUUUGAAUCAUCAAAGCGUGUUAAACAGGUUAACCGAAUACUCUCGCAGCUACCACCAAGAAGCAGCGAAGAAGAGUUGGAAUUUGGGAAUUUCAAAAUAGCUAAUCAGAUAAAUAAAGUUACCGAUGUUAAUUGUGCCGAGUUAGAAUAUAGCCUACAUCAAUGCUAUCACCAGUUUUCAGCCUUUUUCGAUUUAUUUAAACUUCCUUGUCUUGAUAAACAAGAAAAAGUACGCGUUUGCAAAAACUUGCAAAAUGAUGCGUUGAAAUUGUUGCAUUAUCAAAGUUGUUACGAUAUACCUCAAUGUUUUGCCAUCAAGGCCUUUGUGGACGUUGCGUUUGUAAAGAAUUUUGGAAAUUUGGGAGAAAAAACUGACAAUCUGGAUAGCACAGACCAAUUCUAUAAAGAUAUAAAUAAUGCAUUUGACGAGCUUUGGAAAAGUUGA
Lodderomyces oxycetoniae is the source of this 582-nucleotide messenger RNA. RefSeq lists its product as uncharacterized. The coding region runs from base 1 to 582 and encodes 193 amino acids. NCBI's taxonomy places the organism in Eukaryota, Fungi, Ascomycota, Pichiomycetes, Serinales, Debaryomycetaceae. The transcript has a single exon. The record is from RefSeq and is a predicted model, not a curated record.